Messenger RNA from Sinocyclocheilus rhinocerous, 2520 nucleotides. Its product is annotated as transmembrane protein 229B-like. The transcript has 2 exons. The record is from RefSeq and is a predicted model, not a curated record. Lineage: Eukaryota; Metazoa; Chordata; Actinopteri; Cypriniformes; Cyprinidae. Bases 25 to 540 code for a protein of 171 amino acids.
GCUGUUGAGCUGGACGAACUGGAGAUGGUGUCUAGAAAGUUACUGAUGAGAAGGCAGGGCCCUAAGAGUGAUGAUACUGGUGCCAACACUGACAUCUCUGGGCAGAACACACCCCUCUCACCUCUCGCCCGACUGUACAUUUAUGCCCUGCAUGGGUGCCUCUGUGAGGUGGCGUUCACAGCAGCCUGGGAUUGGUACUACACCCGUGACCACAGACUCACGGGCCACACAAGCCUUUGGGCGCUGCUUAUUUACAGCUCUGCCAUCUUCUUCAUGGAGGGUCUAAGUGCGAGGUUGCAACAGAAGCACUGCCUCCUACCAGUCAGGCUGACUGUCUAUACUCUCUUCAUCUAUCUAUGGGAGUUUAGCUGGGGGUUUCUGCUCAGGCUGUUCGGGGCCUGUCCUUGGGACUAUUCACAAUUCAGGUAUAACUUCAUAGGUCUGGUGACGCUUGAAUAUGCCAUUCCCUGGGCGUUGGCAGCACUUAUAGCUGAAAAACACGUUAUCAGGAACACUUUGAAGAUACGGCUAGAUAAGUAGUCAAUAUAAACAGAUAAUAAUAAACUGUUUAACAGAACAUGUUAAAAAUCUUUGACUUUGUAUUGGGAUAGAGUGUUAAGUAGGCCUGAUAAAUGCUACAAUGCUAAUAGAGUUCAACAGUUGGGUUUCAGAAAUAAAAGCCCCAUUCAUUUUCUCCAUAGGAAAAUUGAUUGUUAAUGAUCAUUUAUUAACUUGUAAAGACAGACUUACUGUGAGCUACAAGGUUGUUAAUCAGUGCUAUAAACUUUUGUUGAAGCCAGCAGUCUUCAUUAUUCCAUUGUUGUUUAUUUUUUAUUUAUAUAUAUGUUUUUUAAUAUUCCUGUUUAAGGGGCUGUUCACACAGAAUACGUAUUUGCGUCUAAAAACAUGAGACACAGCACUCAGGAAUGUUUUUUUUUUUUUUUUAAAAGCACAGCACAGAAUGCUUCCUCCACCAUGUUGCCGUCAAAUAAAACAGUUGCCAUGCCAACUUGCUACUGUAAGCAAAAGCUCACAAAGCUUUCCCCGCCUCCGGGGUCUUCUGAUUGGUCCACUGUUGUGGAACUGACAUUGAUGAGCGGCGCUGUGUGUAAAAGUUUAAAUUCUUUUAACUUGACACAGAGUCUUAAAAACAUGGUGCUCAUGUGCGCAACACUGCAAGAGACGCGGAGCCCAGCGACCAUACACAUGCGUCUAGCGUGUGUUAACAUAGAAAAACUAUGGAAAAGUAGCACAUUGGAAUGGGAAAACGCUUUCGGUGUGAACGGCCCCUAACUGCAUAAUAAUAAUAAUACAAAUAAAAUAAAAAACUACAUUACCCAUGAUUCUGCAUAGAAAUCUCCACCAUUCAGAGAAUUGAAGCAAGCAAAUCCCACCCACUCCUGUGAAACACUGUGAAAGAAACUACCUACACUCUCAAACUACUUAAAUAUUUGUAUAUAUUAUAUAUAUUUUGAAAUAAGCAAAUAUAUGUUCUUACAAAAUAUGUUGUUUCCAAUACACAAUAAACAUACUUAAAAUAAUGGUCUUAUUUAUCUUUAUCUGUCAUUUUUUAUUUAAUUAUAUCAUUUUCAGGACUUCAUGGGAUUGUCUCUGUCUUGUGAUGUUGUGAUUCACCUCGUAGCUGGUUGUUUUGGUUCAUGGCUUACAACUAUUUAACAAAGACAUUUUAAAAGUCCCUUUGGGAAAAACUAAUGGGAAAAAUACUUCUAAAACCAAGGGCGAUGAAAAAGUGGACCGCACUGUUGCACUAGAUUGAAAAGCAAAAAUAAAGCUCAAUUUGAAUGUCAAGAAAACAUUUAGGUAGAAUGCACAUAACAACAACAAUAAUAAUAAUAGAAAAAGUUUAUAUGUAUAGUAACUGCCACUACAGGCAAGAAUUGUUAGCACAAUACCAAAAUUCUGGCUUUGGUAUGAAACCAGCUCUGGUACCUCAGCAUUGUUACCUUAGGCAGCAAAUUAUCAGCCUCACACGAGAGUGAAAUAAAACUGUCAGGUCUACAAGUUCACCUUUUCCGUUUGCUCUGUUUGUUGUGCCGUAUUUCACUUCUACAGCCCUGAUUUUCAAUGAAUUGAGGGCAGUGAACCGCAUCUCACAUGUUUACCUCCAUUUCUAUCACAGUGUGGCCAAGUGUGUUGGAUAGCUGCCAAAUAUACUAGCUAGCUUUAACCACGCAUUACCUAACACUAUCUUAGCUUUAUACUCUAUAAAACACCACUGAAUAGCAGCAUAUUGUUGUCAGGUACCAAAAACAGCAUUUUGCAUUUUAGAUACCAACUCGACGUACAGUACCAACACUGUAGCCAGUUAGUCUUAUGUGAUACCUGCAUUCAUGAAAUUAAUAUAGGAAAGAUAAUUUUGCUUUAGAUAUAUAUAUUUUUUUAAUUUAUAGGUGUUGAAGAAAUUAAAUUAAAUUAAAUUAAGCAAUACUGCUGAUUAUGAUGGAGACUUGCCCUUACAUUAAUUGUAUUUAAGAACCUUUUUAUGGACUUGCACUUUGU